AUAAGCAUGUGCUGAUUCUGUUGCAAUAAAUGAAGGCAUACCUCACAUUCAAUCCGAUGAUGUGCCUCAAGUGCCAACGCGUACUAUGACUCCAGCUAUAACGAAUGACAUACAAGAUGAUGAUGUGAAACCUAGUGAGUCUAAUGUUGAAAGCAGAAGGUCCGGCACACACAAAUCUGCUACAGGAAGAAAAUCUUCUGUAUCAGCUAUCUCUUUUGCACGCAUUAAGGCAGAAGCUGAUUUGGCUGCUCUGAUGACUCGUCAAAAAUGAGUCAAGGACAAACAUGCACUGGAAGAGCAAGAGGAACAUCUUCAGAAAAGAAAAGAGAAGCUGAACUUGGAGGAAGAAAUCGCUGCACAUAUGGCUAAAGUGAGCGUGCUAAGAGCCUCAAGUGUGUCUAGUGCUAGAAGUGCUGCAACAGAACAGUCCAAUGGCAUGAAGUCCUAUUUUGAAAAGGCACAAAGGAAAACACAAACACUUAGUGUUUAUGCAGAUUCAUUUGUUCCUCAAACGUCUGGGAAAUAUAAACAAAACCCACAAGCAUGGGACUAUAAAGAUCCAGGCACAUGGCCUAAGGUAGCAAACGUCUCUCAGGAUGUGCACUCUCAACCUACACUAUUGAGACACUCUGAACCUAAGUCACAUCCAAUGGUCCUAAAUGCUCAAGGGAGCACUUGCUUACAGCCAGGAAGCAGAGAUCAAAAUCAUAUUUUUGACAUUAUGAAGAAGCAAAAUGAAAUAACAACUUUACUGGUACAACAACAGUGUCUCUCAUCUUUGCCUAAAAGAGAGAUACAAAUCUUUGAUGGUGAUCCGUUGCGUUAUCAUGCAUUCAUGAAGGCUUUGGAGAACAGUGUUGAAAGCAAGACCGACAGCUAUAGUGACUGUCUCUACUUCCUUGAUCAGUACACCAGGGGUCGCCCUAGGGAACUCAUCAGAAGCUGUCAGCAUGGUGACCCUAAGAGAGGAUAAAAGCUUUAUUACAAGAACAUUUUGGUAAUGAGUAGAAGAUUGCAUCUGCCUACAUGGAAAAGGCUCUUUCAUGGACUCCCAUAAAAUCUGAAGAUGUGAAGGCUCUUCAAGAUUACAGUCUUUUUCUUCGAGGAUGCUGCAACGCCAUGGAAGAAGUACAGUAUGAGCUGGAUACGCCUGCCAAUAUGUUGACUGUUGUAAAAAAGUUGCCCUACAAGCUCAGGGACAGAUGGAGAACGGUGGCCUGUGACCUGCAAGAGAAUCGCAACCAGAGGGCUACUUUCAUUGACAUUGUUAAUUUCAUUGAAAAACAAGUGAAGAUUGCAGCAGACCCUGUGUUUGGCAAUAUACAGGAUGGCCCAGCACCGGCAGUAAGCAAAGGUGUGAACAAAAUCAAGCCACACCUUCUCUCUAGAGCUAAAGGAAGCAGCUUUGCCACUACUGUGGCCACUGUGGAAAGGAAAACAGAACCUGGAACUAAAGGAAGGGAAAUGGUCUCAACAGCCAAGAAGGUUUGUCUGUUCUGUGGUGGUGGACACACAUUGGAUUUGACUUAACUGGAGAAAGGGGCUCAUAGUGAGAAGGUUAACUUCCUAAAGGAGAGUGGUGCUUGUUUCGGCUGUUUGUGUACUGGACACAUCAGUAGAGACUGUAGGAAGCGUCUUUCAUGUAAUGUAUGCAGUCUUAAGCAUCCCAGCGUACUUCAUAACCACCCAAGGGAGAAGGGAACAGAUUCAGAACAAGCCAAGAGAGAAUCGGACGCAGCAUUGGGCAGUGUUCUGGUAUCCAGUGGUCUUACUGGGGCUGGCAACCAUGAUUGUAAACUCCCUAUAGUUCCAGUACAAGUUAAAAGUAAAAAGGGUAACAAGACAGUGGUUACUUAUGCUUUCUUGGAUCAAGGGAGUACAGCAGUUUUCUGUACAGCAGGCCUAAUGAAUAAGCUCAACGUCACAGGGAGAAAGACACGCAUUCUCUUACGCACCAUGGGUCAAGAGAAAGUAGUAAGUAGCUACAUUGUUUCAGGAUUGGAAGUGGCUGGUUUAGAUGAUGACAAUUACUGUGAACUACCUAACACCUAUACACAGGAAAUUAUGCCUGUCCACAGAAGGAACAUUCCACAACAGAAAGAUCCUCAGGGAUGGCCUUACCUGAGACACGUGCAUCUGUCUGAGAUUGACUCAGAUAUUGAGCUGCUGAUAGGAACAAAUGUGCCCAAAGCAUUGGAACCGUUGCAAGUGAUUCGCAGUAUUAAUGACAGACCCUAUGCGGUCAGAACAAUGUUGGGUUGGACUGUGAAUGGACCACUGAAAGAAGACAGUGGUGAUGGAAUGGAUUGAGCGCAUCCAGAGCUAACAGUCAACAGGAUCUCAGUUUUGAACUUGGAUGAUCAUUGGCAGUGGCAGUUUAAGGCAGACUUCCCUGAAUGCAGUCAAGAUGAACAACCUGGUUUGUCAAGAGAGGACCACAAGUUCAUGGAGCUGGUCACAAACUCCGUAAGGCUUGUGGAUGGCCAUUAUCAGAUUGGCUUACCUUUGAGAAAGAAGGAGGUUAAUAUGCCAAACAACAGGAGGAUUGCAGAACAACGUGCUCUAAACCUAAGGAGGAGGCUUAAGAAGGAUAUUUCCUUUCACACUGAAUACAAUUCAGGACAGGACAGGGUCUCUCCAGACGAACCUCCGUUUACACGUGGGGGUCGACUAUUUUGGACCUUUUGAAGUAAAGAGCAGAAGGAGUACAGUGAAGAGGUAUGGGGUCAUAUUUACCUGUCUAGCUAUACGAGUUGUUCACAUUGAAGUGGCAUCAUCGCUAGACACAGAUUCCUUUAUUAACGCACUUCGUUGCUUCAUAGCAAGAUGUGGACAGGUUUUGGAACUGCGCUCUGAUAACGGGGUAAAUUUUGUGGGAGCGGAGCGUGAAUUGAGACAAACUAUUGAGAAUUGGAACCAUGCUCAAAUCAAUGAGCAUGGUUCCUCCUUCAGGGAGGAAUUAAGUGGAUUUUUAACCCCCCAACUGGCUCACAUCAUGGAGGAACAUGGGAGAGGUUGAUCAGGUCUGUGCGAAAAGUUCUCAAUUCAACCUUGAAAGUGCAGAACCUUAAGGUCUUCACACAGUUCUUUGUGAAGUGGAAGCUAUCAUCAAUAGUCGACCAAUUACUAAGGCAUCCACUGAUCCAUAUGACUUAGAAGCAUUAACACCCAACCAUCUGUUACUUCUGAAGACCACACCAGCCUUACCACCAGGAGAGUUCCAGAAGGAGGACAUUUAUGCUCGCCAUAGAUGGAAGCAGGUCCAAUAUAUGUCUAACUUGUUUUGGAAAUAGUGGGUUAAGGAGUACUUACCUCAACUACAAGAACGUCAGAAAUGGUCAGGUGUAAGGCGCAACUUUGUUCCAGGAGACCUAGUAUUUAUAGUUGACGACUCAGCGCCUCGCAACUCUUGGGUAAUGGGAAGAGUCAUUCAAGCUUUUCGAGACAGAAAAGGCCUUGUUCGUCAGGUGCGCAUCAAGACCAAGACCAGCUGUCUGGACAGGCCUAUAACCAAGGUCUGCCUUCUACAGGAGGCAGAGGCUUGAAGUCCUAGCUACAAAGGGGAGUUUCACUCACUUUUGACAGUUUGACUCAAUGAUACAGACUUUGAGUUUACAUACUGACUUGACAGAGAGUGGUGGUAAAGAUCACUCUGCACUAGGCUAUUGUGCUAGUAACCUCUGGCCUAGAUGACUUUUUACAUGACUUGAAGAAAGAAGACACAUGUAAACAAUGGAAAUUAAUGUGAUCAUUUAUCUUUUGAAGAUGCCAUGUCUGCUCUUUUUGAUAUGUAGUUGUGUAAUUAUUGUGUCAUAAUAAUUAGGGGCUGGUAUGUAAGAGCCAUGUAAAUAUUUUUGUCUCCUUUUCUAUCGUAUUUUGUGUUGCUCACCACCACUGGGUGUUAUGGUAGUUUUGUCACGUGGGUAUAGGUGGCGGUAAGGCAAAUUAUAUGGUCACCUGUUCACCUGUAUGAAGACAAAGAGGGGGUGAGUGGGGAGCAAGUACUCUUUUGUUGACCGCUAUCACUAUAUGGUACAAUUUGGAUUUAUUCGCUAAAGUAAUAAACAUAUUUUGCUUAGUCUCUGAAUUUUGCAUGUCAUACAUGCUAUACUCCUUCACUUAGCCUCUCAGUGACUUUUAGUUUGUUUUAAGUAGUCGCUACAGCAAGUGUUCCCCAUUUGGUGAUAGUGGCUUACCAGACUGAUCCCAGCUGGCAGUACCUCCAGUCUACUCUGUCUGCAUGUUUGUGAGCUUCGGCCAUUCCCUCACUCUUCCCUGCCAUGGAGCCCCCAGCAGGGAUGUGGAGUGGCGGUUUCAGCAGUAUGAGUUUCCUGACUGGCUGCAUGUGGCCGUACUCUACACCGGAGCCUUUUCCUCUGGAGACGGCUUCCAGGGACGGGUGAAAUCCUUCCACCUAACAGAGCCGGGAAACUACAGCCUCACCCUCAGUCCCGUGGUGUACAGUGAUCUCGGCAUUUACAAAUGCCAGUACAAGGAUGAGACUGAGAUCCCUCUCUCAGAUGUGAAACUAGAAAUUAGAGUCCCAUCACAUGUUUCCAUAGCGAUGGGAAUGUCCCACAGUCUUCCUUGCUUUGGGAAAAUUAACACACGAGCACGUGCUGAUGAUCUGGAUAUCCGCUGGAUGAGAGGCAGAGAGAACGUUUACCAGCUCCAUAAGAACACCAUCACAUAUGGGCCCAGGUUCAAGAACAGAACUUCACUUUCCCCAGAACAAGCCCUCUAUGGAAACAUGUCUUUAACCAUCAGACAAGCACGGUUUUCAGAUGAAGGCGACUACCAGUGCUUCUACAGUAGUCCAAAAGAGAGUGGGAAUCCAGAUUCUGCCAGUCUCUUUGUUACAGGCCACCCACCCCAGAACCUCACAGUGAAGGCCGGUGGUUUGCUCUCCAUACCGCUCUAUACCGCAGACCCAGUGAGGGUAACAUUCAGUGCAGGCCUUGGUUCAGAUGAGGUGCUGAUAUUCAAUGCAAAUAAAGGCCCAGCCAGGUAUGAGGAGCGUUGUGCUCAGAGAUGUGAGCUUCUGGCCCAGAACUACACCCUUUUGCUGAGGAGUGUGACACUGGAGGAUGCCGGAGUCUACAAGGUGACCGAUUCUGAGACUAAGAAGACUAUCGGCUCAGUCUCUCUGCACGUCUCAGCCCCUCCUCUCUCUGCUGGAGCAGUGGCUGGGAUAGUGCUGGGAGUGCUGGUGGUGGUGCUGCUGGUGUUGGGGGCCUUUGCUUUCUGGAAGUACCGCAAAGAACAAAAGCGAGCAGAGCCUGUAAUCAGUUACCAAGCAGCCAGUGCUGAAGAUCAGAACAUAUCCAGCAGCAGAGCAGCAGACCCAGCCCGAGACCCAGACCGCUCUCCCUGAACUCCGUCUCCCCGUGUCCGAAUCGGAUCCUUCUCCCACCAGUCCCCAUCUCCUCGUGUCCGAAUCGGAUCCUUCUCCCACCAAUCCCCAUCUCAUGUCCAAAUCGGAUUCUUCCGAUUCAUGUCCGAAACGGUUGAUUCCACCAGUUUUCUGUAGACUGACCUAUCAAAGAAUUCGGCGAUUUAAUUGAUAAUUCUAAUUUUAAACAUAAUUUUUAAAUUAAAUCUAAUAAAAUAUAUUUUACAUGUAGGUUAAGUGAGGGGUUCUAGCAUGCAAUAUCACUUGGUUCAGUAUUCAGAGUGCUGAAUAUUUUAACAAGGACAUUGACUGUUGGAACCGCUGGAUUCAUAAAAUAAACAUAUUUUUAAUUAAUCCUUGUUGUCGGACAGACAUUAGGCCUAAUUACUGAUUAUGUAAUGAAGUUGCUGAAACAGCUGGACUGUAACUCUGAAUGUGCUUCAGUGGAUGCGUUAACACUUGAUUUUGCAUCUUUAUACAGCCGAAGAGCAGGGCAAAAAUACAUUGUGUUUUAUAUAGGCAAUUAUUCCCAUUUUCAGAUUACAACACUAACCCUAACCCAGAUCUCAACAAAAUAAUUUCUCCUGGUUCUGUGUGCGCAACAGCUUUUGAUGUCUGGUAUUUGUGUUUUUUAUUAAUCAUAACUACACAGCCAUUUCGUAGCAUUGCGAGAUUCAAGAAAAAGCGUUCAAUUUGAACGAAAAGCUGAAGAAGAGAUGUCUGCUCCAGCUAGCUUGCCAGGCGUGUAGCUACAUGUUGGCAUCACAGGUCUCCCCAAUCAAAUGGCAGAAAAAAAAUGUUAUAUUGUAUUUUGGCCAAUUAAAACUCUGGAACAUCAAAAAAAAGUUACUGCGCGCUCGUAAGUUUGUCAUCUAAAUGAAGAAGUACAUUCCGAGUUAGUUUGUGAAUUGUUACCUCCUCUGCAAUAAAGGCAGUCUGCAGGGAUGGCAGUACCAGGAGCAGACAGGGCAGCUGCCAGUCUGCAGGGAUGGCAGUACCAGAAGCAGACAGGGCAGCUGCCAGUCUGCAGGGAUGGCAGUACCAGAAGCAGACAGGGCAGCUGCCAGUCUGCAGGGAUGGCAGUACCAGGAGGAGGCAGGGCAGCUGCCAGUCUGCAGGGAUGGCAGUACCAGAAGCAGACAGGGCAGCUGCCAGUCUGCAGGGAUUGCAGAAUCAGGAGCAUCAGGACAACUGCCAGUCUGCAGGGAUUGCAGUACCAGGAGCAGACAGGGCAGCUGCCAGUCUGUCUUUUAAAUAGUCUCCUGGCAGCUAGUCGUCGGGUUGGUAGAGAUGGCUCUCAUCCUCCCCCUCCUGGUCGAGCCCCUCCACAUCUGGCUCCACCAUGUCCCCAUUGCUGCUGAUGCAGAGGUUGUGGAGGAAGGCACAUGUGGACACGACCACCGGCACAGAGGUAGACUUCCCCUGGAAUCUCAGUACAGUUUUACUUAACUGUGUGAUUUAAAAUUAUUUUAAUCCUUGUUAGUUUGAAUACUGUACUUUUAAGUUUCGUGAAUUGCUCGUCUACGAAUCAAGUACUGCAUCUAUGCAUUGUGCUGUCAGUCGGCUUCACACCGGUGAAACACAUAAACAUAACUGCGUAUACGCUUUCUGUAAA
Molecule: messenger RNA, 7007 nt
Organism: Anguilla rostrata (American eel)
Lineage: Eukaryota; Metazoa; Chordata; Actinopteri; Anguilliformes; Anguillidae
Product: immunoglobulin superfamily member 11-like
Exons: 5
Coding region: 4241-5374 (377 amino acids)
Biological process (GO): positive regulation of T cell proliferation; cell surface receptor signaling pathway; cellular response to lipopolysaccharide
Cellular component (GO): external side of plasma membrane
Source: RefSeq, a predicted model, not a curated record